AUGUUUGAAUUAACUAAAUUAGUUCGUCCGAAUAUCUUAUCAUUAGAACCAUAUAGAUGUGCAAGAGAUGAUUUUAAAGUUGGUAUUUUACUAGAUGCAAAUGAAAAUACACAUGGACCAGCAUUAUCAGAAUUAUCAGAAACUGAAAAAAUCUUGGAAUUAAAUAGGUAUCCAGAUCCACAUCAACACGAAUUAAAACAACAAAUUAUAAAUUUUAGAAAUUCAAAACCUAACAAGUAUACUGAAACAAAUUUAGAAAUUGAUAAUUUAUGUCUUGGUGUUGGAUCUGAUGAAAGUAUAGAUAUGUUAUUAAGAUGUUGUUGUACCCCAGGUAAAGAUAAAUUAUUAGUAUGUCCACCAACUUAUGGAAUGUAUGGAAUUUGUGCUACUAUAAAUGAUAUUGAAAUUGUUAAAGUAUCGUUAACUAUUCCAAAUUUUCAAAUUGACAUAGAUGCAAUUUUACAAAAAGUCACUGAAGAUUCAAAUAUUAAAUUGCUAUACUUAACAUCUCCUGGUAAUCCAACGGGGAAAUUAAUCAAUGUUGAUAGUAUAGUGGAAUUACUUAAGCAAAGUUAUAGUAAAUGGAAUGGAUUAAUAGUUAUAGAUGAAGCAUAUAUUGAUUUUACUGCUCCAAAUGGAUCAUACAGUCAAUCAAUGUCCACAUUGGUAAAUCAAUACCCUAAUUUGGUAGUGUUACAAACAUUAAGUAAAUCAUUUGGGUUGGCAGGUAUAAGAUUAGGUAUAACAUACAGUAACAAAAAAUUAUCAAAAUUAUUAAAUUCAAUGAAAUAUCCAUAUAAUAUAUCAUCAUUAACUUCAAACGUAGCGUUGAAAGCCACAGCAAAAGAAGGUUUAGCAAUGAUGCAAAAUUAUGUUGACAAGAUAGUAGAACAAAGAUCAAUAGUGUUGAAGAAAAUAUUGGACUUAAAAUACGUUGGAAAAAAUUUAGGAGGUGAAGAUGCAAAUUUUAUAUUAGUUGAAAUACUUGACAAGAAUGGAAACCCAUCAAAUGAAAUUGCAUCAAAAUUAUAUAAUACUUUAGCUGUUGAUAAUUCUGUUGUUGUUAGAUUUAGAGGUAAUGAAUUAAAUUGUACUGGUGGGCUUAGAAUUUCAAUAGGUACUGAAAUUGAAAAUAAAGAAAUGCUAUAUAAAUUUGAAAAAGUUUUGAAUGAAUUGAAUGCUUAA
Molecule: messenger RNA, 1185 nt
Organism: Lodderomyces jiufengensis
Lineage: Eukaryota; Fungi; Ascomycota; Pichiomycetes; Serinales; Debaryomycetaceae
Gene: HIS5
Product: histidinol-phosphate transaminase
Exons: 1
Coding region: 1-1185 (394 amino acids)
Biological process (GO): L-histidine biosynthetic process
Molecular function (GO): pyridoxal phosphate binding; L-histidinol-phosphate:2-oxoglutarate transaminase activity
Source: RefSeq, a predicted model, not a curated record